Eutrema salsugineum is the source of this 2406-nucleotide messenger RNA. Its product is annotated as threonine dehydratase biosynthetic, chloroplastic. The transcript is spliced from 10 exons. The record is from RefSeq and is a predicted model, not a curated record. Gene Ontology annotation, biological process: L-threonine catabolic process. Lineage: Eukaryota; Viridiplantae; Streptophyta; Magnoliopsida; Brassicales; Brassicaceae. Gene Ontology annotation, molecular function: threonine deaminase activity; pyridoxal phosphate binding. Bases 209 to 2098 code for a protein of 629 amino acids.
AACCAUAUACGGAGAUGCUGUUGAAAGAGGAAGUGUCUCAGGAGGUGGCCACGAUACCUAAAAAAUGACGCUGUAUUUUCCCAGCGUCACCAACAACACCGGCGUCACUGUUAAACGUAAUCACAGCUUCACAGACGUAUGAACACGGACACCGUUUUCAAAUUCUCUAAGUGUAUUUUUUGGUCGCCGAACGCUUGACGCAGCGUUUAUGAAAAGAACAGAGCCACUUUCUAAUCUUUCUUCUAGAGCCGCCAUGGAUUCCGUCAGGCUUCAAACGGCUCCGUCGUCCCUCCGUAGCCAACUGUUAGGUCAACCCGUACCUCAUCACAUUCCGCUACCUCCAUGUACUCGCCGCUGCGACGGCCGCAGCAACCUCCGAGCAAAACCGGUUAUCGGAAUCACUCGAUCUCGGAAUCAUGUCUCUCCAGUGGCCGUUAUUUUCCGAGACGAAACGCCUUUGGCUCCGCAAGAUCCGCCGGAUCAUCCUCCGCCACGUCUCAAGGUCUCUCCGAGUUCGCUGCAAUACCCGGCCGGUUACCUCGGUGCGGUUCCAGAGCGUACGAGCGAACCCGAGAACGGAAGCAUCGCGGAGGCUAUGGAGUAUCUGACGAAUAUACUCUCCACGAAGGUUUACGACAUCGCGAUUGAGUCUCCACUUCAAUUGGCCAAGAAGCUAUCGGAGAGGUUAGGUGUUCGCAUGUUUCUUAAAAGAGAAGACUUGCAGCCUGUUUUCUCGUUUAAGCUUCGUGGAGCUUACAACAUGAUGGUGAAACUUCCAGCAGAGCAAUUGGCGAAAGGUGUUAUCUGCUCCUCAGCUGGGAACCAUGCUCAAGGAGUUGCUUUAUCUGCUAGUAAACUCGGCUGCACCGCCGUGAUUGCUAUGCCUGUUACGACCCCUGAAAUCAAGUGGCAAUCUGUGAAGAAUUUGGGUGCUACGGUUGUUCUUGUUGGGGAUUCGUAUGAUGAAGCACAAUCAUAUGCUAAGAAACGAGCUGAAGAGGAGGGUCUGACGUUUAUACCUCCUUUUGAUCACCCGGAUAUUAUUGCUGGACAAGGUACUGUCGGCAUGGAGAUCACUCGUCAAGCUAAGGGUCCAUUACAUGCUAUAUUUGUCCCCGUCGGUGGUGGUGGUCUGAUAGCUGGUAUUGCCGCUUAUGUGAAGAGAGUUUCUCCCGAGGUGAAAAUCAUUGGUGUUGAACCGGCGGAUGCAAAUGCAAUGGCGUUGUCGCUGCAUCACGGUGAGAGAGUGAUACUAGACCAGGUUGGGGGUUUUGCAGAUGGUGUAGCAGUCAAAGAAGUUGGCGAAGAGACUUUCCGUAUAUCCAGAAAGCUAAUGGAUGGUGUUGUUCUUGUCACCCGUGAUGCUAUAUGUGCAUCAAUAAAGGAUAUGUUUGAGGAGAAAAGGAACAUAUUAGAACCAGCAGGGGCUCUUGCGCUCGCUGGAGCUGAAGCAUACUGUAAAUAUUAUGGCCUAAAAGACGUGAAUGUUGUAGCCAUAACCAGUGGUGCAAACAUGAACUUUGACAAGCUGAGGAUUGUGACAGAACUCGCCAAUGUCGGUAGGCAACAGGAGGCUGUUCUUGCUACUCUCUUGCCGGAAAAACCUGGAAGCUUUAAGCAAUUCUGCGAACUGGUUGGACCAAUGAACAUAACCGAGUUCAAAUAUAGAUGUGGCUCGGAAGAGGAGGCUGUUGUUCUAUACGGUGUUGGAUUGCACACACCCGGAGAGCUCAAAGCACUAGAGAAGAGAAUGGAAUCUUCUCAACUCAUAACUUACAAUCUCACAACCAGUGACUUGGUGAAAGAUCACCUGCGUUAUUUGAUGGGUGGAAGAUCAAGUGUUGAAGACGAGGUUCUAUGCCGAUUCACCUUCCCUGAGAGACCCGGUGCUCUAAUGAACUUCUUGGACUCUUUCAGUCCACGAUGGAACAUUAGCCUUUUCCAUUACCGUGCCCAGGGUGAGACAGGCGCGAACGUGCUGGUCGGGAUCCAAGUCCUGGAGCAAGAAAUGGAGGAAUUUCGAAACCGAGCUCAAGCUCUUGGAUACGAGUACUUCUUGGUAAGUGAUGACAUCAAUUUUAAGCGUCUGAUGCAUUGAGUUUAAAGCUGUGAUGGAGGAAGCAAAACCGAGGAAGUAGAAGAUCCCAUCAGAAUCUUCCUUGUGUCCAUGGUUGUUCUCAGUCCCGGCUCUAACCCAUGGCCCAUGGUGAGACCUGGAUCCAACGCCCAGGUUUUUAUUUUUAUGUUUUAGUAUUGGAUAAGAAAGGCCCACGACCUAUUAUCUAUUUUCUUACAGCAAGCUUUUGAUCUAUUAUUAUCUUCUGUAUACAUAAACCAAGUAAGACCAUCUAUAUCUAUGUGAUUAACAUAAAGAGUUCAUACUCUAAAUUUAUUUUGCAUUCUACA